CUCGUGGCUAUUUUAUUCAAAGAGUGUGUCUAUUAUCGUUAGCUAAAAGACUCUUCCGCUCGCUGUUCUUUGGAGAUUAGGCGUACUGGCGAACCUCAUCAUGUUGUGAUUUCUGAAAGUGAAGCAUUGGCAUGGACAAUAAAACUACUUCUUUGCCGACAACGGCGGCGCAAGAGAAAGAAAUUCCCUUUUGGAUGGUAGUUGUAUGGUGUGUGGCUGGUUUCCUCGCAGUUACUAUGAUCAUAGUGGGUAUUUACUAUAGCUACUUUGUUUGCUGCCAAACUCGGAAGAAGCGUAAGAAUAAAAGACCACAUGCAAAGCACCAAAAUUUGAGACACCCAGUGGAUGUAUAUCCCAGAGCAUUCAUCGAACAACUGCAUGACAGUGAAACCAACUCUAGAGCCAUGUUCUCGCCGUCAUUCGUGGAUAAUAUGAGAAUUCCCCGUGCAAUGGAGGUUAAAAUUAUAGAAUCGGUGAACAGUAUAAACAACACUCAUCCCCUUCCUCAGCUCAACUCACCAUGUCUUUCACCCAAACGCAGUAACAGUAAGGAGCAUUUAAGUCCAGAGAUGUUUUCCCUUCCCAAGGGAAGGAUGCCGCCAUCGAGACAACAGUCUUUUAGAUAUUCGAACAUGACCACUGAAGAGUCCAACGAGAGAAUUUACAGAGAGAAGAUGCUAGUAUCUGAGUUAAGGGAGAAACUUCGUCAUCAAAAUAUGAUUGAUGAGUAAGGAACCAGCGAAUGUUAAACGAGGCGAUGACAAUCGCAGCACGAUUACAAUCCAUGGACGAGAGAAAUUAAAGAGAGAGGCUACUGUAUUUGGGUGGAGGAAGUAGCGAUUUAAUUCAAAAGAGAAUAUGGAGGAAGACCCGAUGAGCAAUCCAAGAUAAGUAAUGCAAUGAAAUAAGAGCGACUUGCAGGAAAGAGAUCAACACCUUGGGUUUAGGUCAAAUGAAACCAUCAGUCAAGGACAAAGCUAUGAAUUUCUAAUAUGAGGGUCGUAUGAGAUUUAAGGGAUCGGAAAAAACAAACAAUUAUUAAAAAAAUGAAGGAUAAACAUAGGUAACUAUAUCGUAUCGACAUUGAGAGGACUGAUGGGUCAAUAACCGUCAUUUGCCACCGGCAUGUAAAUGACGUGCGAAACUAGCCUCCGACGCCGAAAAUCUAGAAACCGGGUAAAGCAUGAACUCCGAAGCUGCCUUAAAGGGAAAGACUUGAUUAUCCUUAUUAGUCAAAGACGUUGUUAAAAACAAGUGAAUGUAACUAUAGUGAGACUCGAAUUACUGCCUUCCAAAGUAGGCAAGGACCUAAGCGCUACUAGAGACAGAAACAAAUGCUCGAGAGAAAUGCAGUUCCAUUGUUUUGACGUUUUCUUAGGCUUCGCCUCCUGAAAUCUCAAAAUGCCCAGUGUCUUUUAUGAAGCUCCCCAAGGGAGAUGAAAAUAGAGGCUGGUAAGGAGUCUCCUUAUGCCCAACAUAUCAUUAACAAGGAGAUUCUCCUCAAUAAAUACCAUACUUACUAAACACAGUAAACAAAUGUGGUUCAUCACCAACAGCCAAUAAAAACAACCAGAAAUAGAGGAGCAGUAUCAUUUGCUACUGCACAGCAGUUUUCUACAAUGUAGCUUGGAAAUGUCCUAAAAUAACGACAAAGAGUGAUGGGAAAUCAAUGAGAUCAAAAUACAUUCCUUUCAAAAGUCGAUUUUUCAGUAUUUCAUUCUUCAACUUAUUACCCUGUGGUUAUAUGUUUACCUAAGACAAUUUAUGGAAAAUGGGUAUCUUACUGUGACGCACUGUAGACAAAAAGUAUUUUGUCGCACGGCGGCCAUGUUUGAGCCGGCACUACGGAAAUAUUCUCUGUCCUUGCUCGUCUCGUCUGAAGGAAAAGACGCCUUUAGAAGUACCUUAGUCAAAGAUUUUUAUAUCAGGAGACUCAAAGUGACUCCAUCGGAUAGCAAAACUUCACGAGCGUCUACAAGUUUUCGUCCUAUUGAUGUCCGCUUUAUUUUAAGCCCGGAUUCUGAGAAAAGUUUAACAAAUAAU
Messenger RNA from Pocillopora damicornis (cauliflower coral), 2043 nucleotides. RefSeq lists its product as uncharacterized. Lineage: Eukaryota; Metazoa; Cnidaria; Anthozoa; Scleractinia; Pocilloporidae. The record is from RefSeq and is a predicted model, not a curated record.